Molecule: messenger RNA, 3640 nt
Organism: Corticium candelabrum
Lineage: Eukaryota; Metazoa; Porifera; Homoscleromorpha; Homosclerophorida; Plakinidae
Product: hypoxia up-regulated protein 1-like
Exons: 22
Coding region: 101-3448 (1115 amino acids)
Biological process (GO): endoplasmic reticulum unfolded protein response
Cellular component (GO): endoplasmic reticulum chaperone complex
Molecular function (GO): ATP-dependent protein folding chaperone; ATP binding
Source: RefSeq, a predicted model, not a curated record
UCCGACUUCGGGUACUGUUAGCUACACGUGGCAGUUUCUCUUCAUUCGAGAAACGUUUUUUCAUUGGAAGUGCCGAUCGAGCUUGCGGAGACUUUGAUCUAUGAAAUUGGCGGCGAAAGAGAGCAAACGAGCGGCAUGGCUGCUCUGUGUUGUAACAACCUUGUGGAUAAAUUGUCAAUUAGCAGAUAGCAUAGCAGUAAUGUCGAUUGACUUUGGAAGUGAGUGGCUAAAGGUAGCAAUUGUCAAGCCGGGGGUACCGAUGGAAAUCGUUCUAAAUCAAGAGUCGAAACGGAAAACGCCCACAAUUGUGUUGUUGAAGGAUGACGAGAGGCUGUUUGGAGAUGCAGCUGCUGCCACUGGUAUUCGGUUUCCCAAGAAUGCAUACACUUAUCUUCAGAAUGUGAUUGGAAAACCAUUUAAAAGCCCACAAGUAGAGCUGUACAGGAAGAGAUUUCCAUAUUACGAUCUUGUAGAGGACGUUGUUCGAGGUACUGUUUUGUUUCAACAUGGCAGUGAAACUUAUUCUCCUGAAGAGCUACUAGCAAUGAUAUUUAAGAACUGUCAGACUUUUACUGAAGCAUAUGCCAACCAGACAAUUAAAGAUACUGUUAUCACUGUGCCAGCCUUUUUUAAUCAAGCAGAAAGAAGAGCAGUAGUUGAUGCUGCAACUCUUGCUGGUCUCAAAGUUCUCCAACUUCUCAACGACAAUACAGCUGUGGCUCUGAAUUAUGGAGUGUUUAGGAGGGCUGAGUUCAACACAUCAGCUGUAAACGUGAUGUUUUAUGAUGUCGGAGCAUCAAGUGCUGUUGCAACCGUAGUUUCGUAUCAAUUGACGAAAGUGAAGGAGCACGGUAUUGCAGAAACUGUUCCACAAUUGACAAUAAGAGGAAUUGGUUAUGAUCAAUUUUUUGGAGGGCUGGAGUUUGACUUGAGAUUGCGAGAUCAUCUUGCAAAACUAUUCAAGGAGCAAGGCAAAGCCAAAUCCGAUGUUACCAAGUCGCCUCGUGCGAUGGCAAAACUGUUAAAGGAGGCCAAGCGAUUAAAGAAAGUCCUCAGUGCUAAUGUAGACCAUUUGUCUCAGAUUGAAGGUCUAAUUGAUGACAUUGACUUCAAAGCGAAAGUCACACGAGACGAAUUCGAGUCGUUGUGUUCCGAUCUCUUCGAGCGUGUGAAGGGGCCAGUAGAUCGCGCAUUAGCGUCAUCACAGAUGAUACUUGGUGAAAUCAACCAAGUCAUUGUGAUGGGAGGUGGAUCCCGCAUGCCAAAACUUCAAGAAAAAUUAUUGGAAGCCGUCAAGAAGCCGGAGCUUGGCAAGAGUAUCAACGCAGACGAAGCAGCCGCAAUGGGUGCUGUUUAUGUGUCUGCCUUUCUCAGCAAAGCAUUUAGAGUAAAGAAAUUCGUCAUCAAAGAUGCUAACCUGUUUCCUAUUCAAGUUUCCUUUGAGCGAGAGCGAGUUGAAGAAGAUGGAGGUUCAUCCAUGAGACGCGUGACACGCACACUCUUUGGUCACACCAAUCCUUUUCCUCAGAAAAAGGUGAUGACGUUUAACAGACACAAGAGAGACUUCUUCUUCAACGUUGACUACGGUGACGUCUCUUUCCUACCAGAAGAGUCCAGAACAGCAAUUGGAGCACUCAAUUUGAGUCGAGUCUCGCUUUCUGGAGUUGAGCAAGCAUUCACAAAACACACAGAUACAAAAGAUGAAGCGAAAGGAAUUAAGGCUCACUUUCGUAUGGAUGGAGGUGGAUUGUUGCAUUUGGAUAAGGUGGAGGCCGUGUUUGAAAGGCCCCCAGAGGAGGAGAAACCUCCAGAAGAAAAAUCGGCUUUUGAAAAACUGAGCAGUACGAUCUCAAAUUUGUUUGGAUCAUCAGACGAAUCAACGACUGAGGCACCAACUGAAGAAGCAUCAACAGAACCAGCAGAAGAAAUGGAUAGUGAAGAAGAAUCUGAAACUGAAAAAUCUGACGAUUCUGAUGCCAACCAGGCAGACACAAAAACUCCCAGUGAUGAAGAAACGACAGACGAAAAACAAGAGAAACAAUCCAAAGAGAAAGAAACAGCAAGCGAGGCAUCAGACUCUCAAGCAUCAGAUGAAGACAUUGAGUCUGAGUCGACAAGCGAAGAAGCCGAGUUUCCACAAGACGAAUCAGACGAGACAGCCAAUGAGCAGGCAGAGAGUGAAGAGACAUCGAAAAGUGAAGGUGUUCAAGAUACAGAAGAGGAGGCAACAGACAGUGACAAGACGGGUGACAAGGAAGCUGAGAAAGAGCCUGUUUCAGCGGAUGACAACAAAUCCAAACCAGAAGAAAAAUUGACAGACGAAUCACCAACAACAGACAAAGCGAACGACACCGAAUCAUCAAACGACACGGCGAAAAGCACAACAACAGGCAACAACACAGUCAAUGCAACGAAAACGGACCAGGCAAAGAAAUCGGCUCCGAAACCGACGAUAGUACAGGAAAGUAUCGAGAUAAUGACAGUGAUGCUAGAUCUACCGUUGCCCACGGAGACGCACAUGUCAGACUGGAGCAAAAAAUUAGCCGACCUUGAUCAGCGCGACGAAGAGAAGAAACAACUCGAACAAGCAAAGAACAACCUCGAGUCUCACAUAUUCGAGACACAAGACGCCAUCAACGCCGACGCUGUCAUCACAGUCACAACGGAAUCCGAACGCGACAAAGUCAGUCAAGCACUUGCUGCAGCAUCCGACUGGCUGUACGACGAAGGAGACGGAGCCACAACGAAAGUGUACGAGUCAAAACUGGCGGAACUAAAGAAAUUGUCAAAAGAUAUUUUCUAUCGUGUGAAAGAGAUGGCGGCGAGGCCUGCGGGUAUUGCACUGUUGAAGCACACGACGAAUUUGUCGGAGGUGUUUCUGACUCGUGUACGGAAUAUUAGCGAAGACGAGCAGAUUUACACCGAGGUGGAGAUACAGACAUUGGCGAAUGUGACUCGAGACACGAAUAAAUGGCUCUUCGAGAUGGAAACAAAGCAGAACGCUACAUCCCCAAAAGACGACCCCAUCCUCACCACAACGAUGCUCAAAGAGAAACAAGCCAAACUUGACAGAGAAAUCAUGUAUCUCAUCAGCAAAGCCAAAUGGGCAAAGCCACUCAAACCAAAAGCAUCAAACGCAACCCAAUCCAAUCAAACCACAGCCAAUCAGACAGUCAGCGAUGGUUUCACCCCCAUUAAUGCAACAGACAGUGAAGCACCGACAUCCGAUCAACAAAGUGAAGAGAAACCUAUGAAAGAAGAUGGAGGAGACACACAGACAGAGCCAACAGACUCAACAGACUCAACAGAUUCAACAGACACUGAAAAGGAUGAAGAGACAUUGGCUCUUCCAGGAACAGGAGAUGGACAGUCGGACACGCCAGAGGCCUCAGAGAUGGACAGCAAUGAUGAUGUAACAGGGAAAACGGAUGAACAUGGGGAAUUGUGAUUAAUUAUUAGAUCCAGUUUUAGAUCCAGUUUGGGGUUGAUUAGAUAUACGUCUAGUGACAUGCUCAUCAUAUGUAGCAUUCUGUCAACACAAAUUGGUCUGUUAAUUGGUGUAGAAAUGAGCAGGAAACAGUCAAUCCGGAAAUAAACCGGAAAUAAAUUGAGUACAAGGAGAGGUGGGGCACAUGUUGAA